UUACUGGAAACUACAUUGUUGCGUUUAUCAUGGCUCCUAAGACCAAGGCCAAUCAUGGUGCAUCAUCCGUCUCUACAACGACUGCUACGGUUGUAUUACAAACAAACCCUGCUAAGCGAGUUCGUAAUGCCUCACUCUCUAUCCAGAAAAGUGGCGAAGCAGACCUGGACAACCACUACCAAGGAUGACUCUUUUGGCCCAGAAGAAGGAUAUGCUACCUUCAAGUAUGACGCCCUCCGUCAAAAGCUGAGUUUUGCCACUGCGAAGGUGUCCGGUCCGAAUUGGCCACUAUUGUUGGUCGGUUUAGCUGCUUAUCUCCCGGAGACAGUCGUGGAUGCUGCCUUGAAGGAAAAGCUCCAUAUUCUACUUAUGAAGACUAAUGGAAGUAAUAUUGGUGUUAAUGAACUCGCAAAAAGAAUUGAGAAGGCGAAGUCUGAAACGGCUUGUAUUGAUUUACUUCAGGACUUUGUGACUGCCAACAGUAGUGGUAUCAUCGACGAGUAUUUUGGUGUUGAUAGAUUCGACUAUACUAAGAAGGAAAAGCCCGCUGCUGCUAUAAAUGCUGCAAACUCUCGUCCAGAGAAGACAGCAAGGGAUGAGACCUCGCAAGAGGAUUUCAUUCCACGACCCAAAUAA
Perkinsus marinus ATCC 50983 is the source of this 636-nucleotide messenger RNA. RefSeq lists its product as hypothetical. The record is from RefSeq and is a predicted model, not a curated record. The annotation marks the transcript as partial. The transcript has 3 exons. Lineage: Eukaryota; Perkinsozoa; Perkinsida; Perkinsidae.